Purpureocillium lilacinum is the source of this 1584-nucleotide messenger RNA. RefSeq lists its product as uncharacterized. The record is from RefSeq and is a predicted model, not a curated record. Lineage: Eukaryota; Fungi; Ascomycota; Sordariomycetes; Hypocreales; Ophiocordycipitaceae. Gene Ontology annotation, molecular function: monooxygenase activity; heme binding; oxidoreductase activity, acting on paired donors, with incorporation or reduction of molecular oxygen.
AUGGUGGCCAACAUCGUGAUCGGCCUCAGCGCCGCAGCUUUGAUAUAUCUCCUGUACACGUACAUCUUGUAUCCCGCCUUCUUCUCGCCUCUCGCGCGCCUCCCCACCCCGCACUGGUCGUGCGCCGUGUCCGACUUCUGGAUUCUCCGCGCGAGGAAGAAAGGUGCCGAGAACAGGGCUUUGUACGAUGCCCACUUCCGCCAUGGUCAGGUCGUCCGUGUGGCGCCGAACACGGUCAGCGUGGAUGGCGUGGAAGCCAUGCGGACCGUCUAUCAAGGCGGGUACGAGAAGGCGCCAUGGUACGGCCGGUUCAACAAUUAUGGCGUGCCUUGCAUGUUCUCGACGCUCGGCUCCAAGGAACACUCCCGAAGGAAGCGCAUGAUUUCCAAUGUCUACUCCAAGUCUUACAUCCAGGCUUCCCAACCCGCCAAGGCUCAGAGUCGCGUAAUCCUCCUCGGCCGGCUUCUUCCACUUCUAAGGCGAGAGGCCGCAAGCGCAACCUCGCGCGGCACCGAGGUGCAAUCCAUUUUCAUGGCCACGACCAUGGACCUCAUAUCCGCUUACAUAUUUGGCAUCCAAAACAGUACCAACUUUCUCGAGGACAAGGCCUACAGGGACCACUGGCUACGACUGUACCUCUCGAGACAUCACCACCAUUUCUGGCCUCAGGAGAUGCCUACCUUGACGUCCCUGUGCGCCAAAUUCGGGAUUCGGCUGUAUCCCUCGUUUGUGGACAGCGCGAACGCAGAGCUCAGAGACUGGAACAAGGAACUAUGUGACAAGACGCGCGAGUUCAUCUCUGCAACUCCCGCGGCAACGUUGCCGGAGGAUGAACCCGUGGUCUUCAAGGCCAUUCACGCGGGGAUUGACAAGGAAGAGAGAACAGAGGGCGACGCCUCGCUCCUUUUUGAUACGACAAUUUGCCAGCGCGAUUCGUCCGUCGCCUGCGAGAUCUUGGACCAAGUCCUUGCCGGCCAUGAAACCGCAGGAAUUGUGCUUACCUGCCUUGCCUGGAGGAUGUCUCAGAACCAGGACCUGCAGGGCCAGCUCAGAGAAGAGAUUCUGGCUCUCGAGCCCUCGUUGGCGGCGGGUACAGGGGCGGCGUGUCUCCCAGAUGCCAGAGCUUUGGACAACCUGCCCAUCUUGCAUGCGGUCAUUAUGGAAACUCUUCGACUGCAUGCCCCUAUUCCAGGUCCGCAGCCGCGCGAGACACCGUACCCUUCGUGCACCAUCGGCGGCUACGAGCUCCCCGGAGGCGUGCGCAUCGCCGCCCUCGCGCAUACACUGCACCUCGACGAGAGGGUCUAUCCCGACCCGAAGCGAUGGGACCACACGCGAUGGCUGACCGACUCUUCAACGGCGGAGCAUCACAGAGCCAUGAACAGGCAGUUUUGGGCCUUUGGAAGCGGAGGACGGAUGUGCAUUGGCUCCAACUUUGCAUGGAACGAGAUGAAGUUCAUUGCCGCAGUCAUAUAUGCCAACUUCACAACGGCGGUAGUCAACGAUAGCGGCGUGGAGCAGACGGACGGAUAUUCGGCCAGGCCGGUUGGAAACCAAUUGUUUUUGAAGUUCAACCCCCUGUGA